This is a messenger RNA of Melitaea cinxia (Glanville fritillary), 463 nucleotides long. Its product is annotated as neuropeptide-like protein 31. The record is from RefSeq and is a predicted model, not a curated record. The transcript is spliced from 2 exons. Bases 18 to 389 code for a protein of 123 amino acids. Lineage: Eukaryota; Metazoa; Arthropoda; Insecta; Lepidoptera; Nymphalidae.
AAGCUUAGUCACAGAGCAUGUUCAAAAUACGUAUAAAUAGAACGGCUCCACCGGCCGGAGACCACAUUGUUAAUAUACAAGUACGAGUAUACAACAUGAACAUUUUAGCGUGUGUAGGGCUGCUGAUAUGUGUCUGCACAGCAUACGCGUCAGGACUACCUAGUCCAGCACAUGAAUCAAGCUCUUCACUUAAAGUCGCGCCGGAGACCCCUGGUGAAGUUCUAGCUCCAGAAGAGUCUCGGGGCUAUGGCUAUGGAGGCGGCUGGGGCGGUGGUCGCGGCUGGGGAGGCGGCUGGGGUGGUGGUCGCGGCUGGGGUGGUGGCUAUGGUGGUGGUCGCGGCUGGGGAGGCGGCUGGGGCGGUGGUCGCGGCUAUGGUUGGGGACGUUAAAGAAUACUUAUAAUUGUGCAAUAUUCUAUUAUUUUCUCUGUGAUUUUAAUUUCAAAUAAAAUUAUACUAUAGUA